This is a messenger RNA of Drosophila serrata, 6888 nucleotides long. RefSeq names its product Helicase with zinc finger (gene Helz). Gene Ontology annotation, molecular function: protein binding; metal ion binding; helicase activity. NCBI's taxonomy places the organism in Eukaryota, Metazoa, Arthropoda, Insecta, Diptera, Drosophilidae. Gene Ontology annotation, cellular component: P granule; cytosol. Gene Ontology annotation, biological process: regulatory ncRNA-mediated post-transcriptional gene silencing. The record is from RefSeq and is a predicted model, not a curated record.
UCAUCCACAUCCACAGAUGUGCAUUUUUUCUCUCAUAGUUUUGUGGCUUAACCAUGUAAAAUAUAAUUAGCCGUAGUGUAUAAACAAUAAGAAUAAGUGCAAAGUAAACAUAAUGCCCAAAAAGUAUAUAAAUAAUGAAUUGUAAAAAAUCAGAUUUCUUUAAUAUUUAACCAACCGCAAAAUUGUUAACUUAUAAUCAACUUAGAAAUUAGACGAGCGAUCAAGACAAGAAGGAUCCAAAGGAUCUAUGAGUAACCAACAACAAGCAACAAGAAGAAGCCAGUAACACACACACAAUGGCCGCCGAGAAGGAGAUGCAGGCCCACGACAUGGUCCGACGACGGAGCUGGGCCCGUGCGGUGGCCCUCUACGAUCAGCUCAUAACCACGCCCGCUUCCGGUGGUGGCACUACGAGAGCACAGAAGGAUCAACAGAUUGCCUGCCUGCUGGGUCGUUGCGAGUGUCUCCUGGAGCUGGGCAAAUUCGAGGGUUGCCUGGCGGACGCUUACAAAGUGCUCACAUUGCUCUCUGAGCAAACCGAGUGCCUGGCUAGCGUUUCCAGGGCACGCCGCUGGCUCGUCCACGCCCUCUUCAAGAUGCACAAGUACGGGGAUGCUGAGAUCUUUCUGAGCAAGUGGAUCAAUGAGCUGAGCGGCCAGCAAAUAUACUCGGACAUAUCCAAGACCCUUGAACGCUACAAGUCCAUCAUACAGAUGAUCAUGAAUGGCCAGCACAAGUCGCAGGCCCAGAAGAUCCCGCACGCCCGUCUCGAGGACGAGAUGGCCAUACUGGACACCAAACUGGAUCAUUGGGCCACCAACAAUUUGCCUUUGGACAAGUACAGCAAAUUGCUUAGCAACAAGGGUCUGAAGAAGCGUGAGCAGCAGCAGCAGCAACAGCAACAACAGCAGCAGCAGCAGCAACAACAGCAGCAGCAACAGCAACAACAGCAGCAGCAACAGCAGCAAAAUGGCAAUGGAACCGGCAGUUAUGCUAGCAGCAGUAGUAAUUCCAGUACUGGCAGCAGCAGCACUAUGUCCAGUUCCAGCACCAGCCUCCACAAGACCAACGAUCUGCUGGCAGCCAUGAAACUAACAGCCGGCAAGCAUCAGCCAGGCUCUGGCGAUGGCUCCAGCUCGGAUGGCGGUGACCAGGCGGCGCCAUCAACCACCUGCAGUUAUUGCGCCAUCACCUUCCAGACGAGAAACGAACUGCGCCAGCACUGUCAGACCGAGGCUCAUCAGAAGGUGAUCAUGAGUGAUGAGGGCCGUGACUGGAAAUGGAGACCACCGCCUCGCGGCUACACCCUGGACACCUAUUCCCUGUGCGAAACGUUCAGUGAGGCGCAUACCUGCCAUUACGGAGCCCAGUGCGUGGAGGCCCAUGGCCAGGAUGAGCUGAACGAGUGGAAGGAACGCUUCGAGUAUCGUCGUAUGCGAGUGCAAAAGGCCUGUGAGAAGGAGCUGUAUGGGAAGUCGUACACGGAACAGGUCCUAGAACGAUGGAUCCAGGCCACGGCACCGGAACGAGUGAUGUGCGAGCGGGUGCCAGACAUGGAGGCGAGAUGCGAACAGCAGCUGGUCACCAGCAUUAGUUCGAAGACCUCGAAGCGAGAGUGGCUCUUUCAGCUGGAGACGAAAAAACCCCUGAAAGCGGUAGCCCUGCUCCAAGAUGCCCAUCGGAAUCACUUUGCCUUGAAGUCCAUUAGGAUGACCAAGCCCACGGAGACGAGCAUGGAGCUAAAGUCGGAUCAGGAGUGGGUGGCAGGCAGCAGCAGCAGCAGUAGUUCGUCAGAAGCCAGCGGCGAUGAGACCUCCCCGACGCUGUGUCACGAAAUUACUGUGGAGUUUCAGACGGAGAUCUAUGGAACGUUUAGGCAGGCCAUCUGCUUUGAUGUGGGUCAAGAGCCGCUGCUAGUCCGGCAUCUCUGCGUGGACGUGCUGCCCGUGAAUGAUGCGGAGAAGAUUGAGGAGAUCAAGCGGGACAUUAUCAACAGUUCAGCCACCCGGUGGGAUGUGGCCAAUACGCAACUCACUCGAUUUGAGACCACCAUUGGCACGCACCUCAAGACGGAGGCGUAUCUCAGCGAUCUGGAGCACGAACGAGAGCUGUUGGAGCGAUAUCCCUGCCCCAGGGCGGCCACCUUUACGCUGACCCAGUCAACGAUUGUGGAGAAACGAUUGACGCAGAACAACUAUCGAUCCCGCAUCCACGAACUGUUGUCAGUGGAGGAGAUAGCCCGCUACGAGCAGAUUGCCAGAUAUAAUGUGCGUACGCGUUUGACGGUGGCCUCCAACUAUAUCCUAACACCGGCUGGAAUGGCCACGAGCACAGCGAAAUAUUCUCUGGCUGGUGAGCUGUUUGCUCUGAUGCGUUUGGGGAAGGAUAUCUCGGAGGAUACGUCACCUGGCCGCCUGAUUCUCUCCAACUGCAGCAGUGUGUACAUCUCAAAGCCAGAGGAACCGGACUCUAAAGCUAACCCCGACCAGCUGCGGCAAGUCUACGAGGCUCUGAUCGAGGACAAAGGCAAGAAUGUGAUCUAUUUGAAGCUGUCGGCCAAGUGCGUGGAGGCAAUGUCCCUGCAAGCGGAUACGGAACUGGACGUGGACAUACAGUUCCAGCUGAAUCGAAUGCCCUACUGCGAGUGGCAUAAUGCUGUGGACAAGAUCACCGACUUCCGACUGAUCUUUCCCGCCACGGAGCUGGAGCCCAGUAUACCCUGGACGCCGAAGAAACAGUGGGCCGAUGCCUGUGAGCCCAAGUUGAAUGCCAAGCAAAGGGAGGCAGUGAAUGCCAUUACCACGGCUCUGAGCAUCAAGUUGCCACCGAUCCUGCUCAUUGGACCCUUUGGCACAGGCAAAACCUACACUCUGGCUCAGGCUAUCAAGCAGCUGUUGGCCCAACCGGAGGCCAAGAUACUCAUCUGUACGCACUCGAAUUCGGCGGCUGAUUUGUACAUUAAGGAGUACCUGCAUCCGUGGAUCGAGGAGGGUCUGGAGGAGGCCACACCGCUGAGGGUGUACUACCACAAGCGAUGGUCCGCCACGGUGAACGGAGUGGUGCAGAAGUACUGCAUCACCGAUGGCGCUGGCAACUUCAAGCGGCCCAGCGUGGAGGACAUAAUGCGGCAUAGGAUCGUGGUGGUUACGCUGAGUAUCAGCAUGGAGCUGGCCACUCUGGGCCUGCCCAAGGGUCUCUUCACGCACAUCUUCCUGGACGAAGCGGCUCAGGCAAUGGAGUGUGAGGCUAUAAUGCCCUUGGCCCUGGCCAAUGAUUCCACGAGGAUUGUGCUGGCCGGAGAUCACAUGCAGAUGAGUCCGGAGCUGUUCUCCGCCUUUGCCAAGGAACGUAAGCUGCACAUUUCGCUGCUGGAGCGGCUGUACGAUCAUUAUCCCUCCAACUUCCCGUGCAAGAUCCUGCUCUGCGAGAACUACCGCGCCCACGAGGCCAUCAUCCGCUUCACAUCCGAGCUCUUCUACGAGCAAAAGCUGGUAGCUUCCGGAAAGCAGCCGCGGCACGAGCGCUUCUACCCUCUGACCUUCUUCACCACCCGAGGCGAGGAUGUUCAGGAUAAGAACUCGACGGCCUUUUACAACAACGCCGAGGUCUACGAGGUGGUGGAACGUGUCUCCGAGCUUCGAAAGCGAUGGCCCAGUGCCUGGGGCAAGUUGAACGAUACCAGCAUUGGAAUCAUGACGCCCUAUGCGGAUCAAGUGUUCCGCAUUCGAUCGGAGUUGAGGAAACGACGCAUGGGCGGCAUAUCCGUGGAGCGAGUACUCAAUGUCCAAGGCAAACAGUUCCGGGCGGUCUUCCUCUCCACGGUUCGCACGCGACGCACUUGCAUGCCGCAGGGUAGUGCCCCGGGUGGAUCGACAGCCUCCUCUACGGCCAGCAUCGGGGAUGCCGACACGGACUACGGAUUCCUGAGCAACUCCAAACUCCUGAAUACGGCCAUAACACGUGCCCAAUCUCUGGUGGCCGUGGUGGGUGAUCCCGUCGCUCUCUGUUCCAUCGGACGCUGCCGGAAGGUGUGGGAGCGCUUCAUCGAGAUCUGUGACGAGCACAAGUCGCUGUUCGGUCUGACGUGGUCGAACCUACGCUCUCAGCUGGAUGGUGUGGAGCUGAAGCGCGGCUAUGUGUUGAAUCCUCUGGCUCCCGAGUUCGUUCCGCGUGCCCUGCAACCGGAGGCAUACCUGCGAGAGCAGGCUGCUCUCUACUUGAACGGACCCCAGCACGGACAUGGCGGAGUUGGUGGCCAUGGACCAGGUCCUGGUCCGCCAGCACACUUUGCCUCUGCCGCUGCAGCAGCUGGAAUGCUUGGUCCCGGACCGGCGGUUGCUGCACAUCAGAUGAACCAAAUGGCAGCUGCCAUGGCGGCCAACCAACAGCUCUCGCACAUGUACUCCACGCACAUGGCGGCGAUGAUGGCUGCCGCAGCGGCAGUGGGAGGGAAGUCUGGCAGUGGUCCUGGGGCAGGAGGUCCCGGAGGACCCGGUCCAGGGCCACCACCACACUUUGGCGGUGGCGGUGGCGGCGGCGGUCACAUGGGAAUGCGUGGACCACCGCCGCCGGCGCCACAUCUACGAGGAAUGCCACCCGGUGGUCCGCCGCCUGUACAGCAGCCAGGAGGGGCUGGUGUGGGCGGAGGAGGAGGAGGAGGAGGUGGACCACCACCACCACCCUAUGGACAAUAUCCGGCCAUGCAGCACUGGCGGCCACCGCAACAGGGUCAGAAUCAAGGCCCGGGACUGGGACAACAGCCACAGCCGCCACAGAAUCCCAACGCCAGUCUCUGGGGACCGCCGCCGCAAACGAAUCCGUGGAGCGUGCUGCCACCGAACAAGCAACAGCAACCGCAGCAGCCGCAACCGCCACCAGUGAGUGCUCCCGGACGCGGUCCAGGACCCCCACCGCUCAAUGCAAAUCCUUCACUUCCGCUGCGCGGUGGAAGUGUUCCUCCGCCGCCGCCAAACGCCUCGGCAGCCGCCCAGCAGCUGCUGAGGAAUCCCAGCGAACUGGGCUACCUGGCCAAGAAGACGUUGUAUAAUCACGGUCAGGCCCCGCCACAUCAUCAGCUUUAUGGACCCGGACCUGGACCCGGCCAGCCACCGCCACCGUCUCAGCAGCAGCAGCAGUUGCAGCGGGGCAGCAGUGUGCCCAACGGACCCAUGUCGCCCAUGGAGAACGGACCACCGCCGCCGCCGUAUCUGCGGCACAAUGGAAGCGCCGGUGGCUACAAUACGGGAGCCCCACCGUUGCCUCAGCAACAGCCGCCGCAGCAGCAGCAGCCACCGCCAAAUCCCUUUAUGUACGGUGCUGGGAAGCAGCCCUCGCCGAGUUCCAUGCGUUUCGGUGGUCCCCUCACCCAUGACCUACUGCCCCCCAAUGUUAGCAUCUAUGAGAUGGCCUUCAAUCCCAAGGAGGAGCAGUACAAAUGGUAUCUCAAACUGUUGGAAACGGUGGGUCAGGAUGGAGCCAACAAGUUUGCGGACAUGUUGCGCCAGGUGAUGAACUCGAUGCAGCAACAGCCGCAACACAAGCCUCCGCCGCCGCCACCGCAACAGCAGCAGAUGGUGAACAAUCCCAUGCUGACCAAUCCGCAUGUGCAGCGACCGCAGUAUCCCAUGAUGUAUCCACAGCAGGGCCAGCAGCAGCAGCAGCCACCGCCGCAGCAGCAGCAGCAACAGUCCGUAGAUGCUUCACCGCCGCUGGAGAACUUCAACCAGCAGAUUGAUCUGGUCUUUAACUCCAUCAUGAAUGGAGCUAACGACAUUGCCCAGCCCAUUCUGCGGGAUGUGCUGGGCAUGGUGGCCGGAGCUGGGAAUAAUCCUGGUCCACCACCACCGCUGGCCAAUGGACUCAAUGCAGCCGAUCUCCAGCAGCAGCAGCAGCAGCAGCAAAGUCGUCUGUUUGCCAUGAUGCAGCAGCAGCAGCAACAGCAACAGCUGAAGCCACCACCAGGACCGCUCUAUCCGAACCAUAUGGGACCUGGACCUGGACCUGGCCUCCACCAGGCACCGCCCAAUGGCACUAACACGAACUUUAUGGGCAAUGCUGGAAAUGCUCUGCUCAAUGAUAAGCCUUACAACAACCUGAACAUGCAUAACAAUGUUGGUUUGAACAGUGCUGCUGGCAUGGGAUUAGGAGGAGGCGGAGGCGGCGGCGGUGUCGCAGGCGGAGGUGGUAUUGGUAACCACAAUAACAACAACAAUAGCAACAACAAUGGACUGUUGAUGAAUGGCAACAACUCGGUACCUCUAUACCGGCGACAAGCAUUGGCUGGAAAUGGAAUCGGUGGCGGUUACAACAUGUCCGGAUUGGAUACAGGCGCCAAUUUGAUAGAAGCCUUGUUCCAGGCCAAUAACUCGAUGGUAGCCGAUCAUUCGGUGAAGUCACAGCCUUCGGAUCAUAUGCACGGAUUGCUGUACAACAAUUUCAAUGCAAUGAAGGGUGGCAACCAUGAUGUGGACCUAUUCCAGGCCCUGCCGCCCAGCAUUGUGUCCCAUUCGGAGGCGGGCGGAAGUCACCAUCAUCACCAUCAACACCAGCAAUCGUCGGGAGGCGGUUCCUCGUCGGCGGCCACCACAUAUGCGGCCGUACUGAGCCAGGGACAUCAGGCUGUGGGUGGAGGCAACAACGCGGGACCCUCGGCGGGGCAAUCGCAGGGUCAGGCGGGAUCUGUCACAGGUGCCGGCAGCGGCGGUAAGUCUUCGCAGGCAGGCGGCGGUGGCGGCGGCGGUGAUCUCUUAGAGAAGGAUCCGUUUGCGGCCAUUAGGGAACUGGGACAGGCCACCACCGGUUUUUACAAUUAUUUUCAGUGAGAGUGAGGCGGCAGCGGCAACAUCUCAACAAGCUGUGGCAUCAACGGGUCUUAACCUAAUGCAAAAA